This is a messenger RNA of Pseudopipra pipra, 1719 nucleotides long. It is a transcript of the gene MBOAT2, whose product is annotated as membrane bound O-acyltransferase domain containing 2. Lineage: Eukaryota; Metazoa; Chordata; Aves; Passeriformes; Pipridae. Gene Ontology annotation, cellular component: membrane. The transcript is spliced from 14 exons. Gene Ontology annotation, molecular function: acyltransferase activity. Gene Ontology annotation, biological process: lipid modification. The record is from RefSeq and is a predicted model, not a curated record. Bases 92 to 1705 code for a protein of 537 amino acids.
CGUGCGGGGCUGGGGCCGCUCGCGCCGCCGUUGUUGCCGCCGCCGCCGCCGCCGCGGGAGCCCGGGCGGGGAGCGGCUGCCCGGCCUCGCCAUGGCCACCAGCACCACGGGCUCCACGCUGCUGCAGCCCCUCAGCAACGCCGUGCGUCUGCCCGUCGACCAGGUCAACUUUGUAGUGUGCCAACUGUUUGCCUUGCUUGCGGCUAUUUGGUUUCGAACAUACCUUCAUUCAAGCAAAACUAGCCCAUUUAUAAGACAUGUUGUUGCAACCCUCUUGGGCCUUUAUCUUGCACUUUUUUGUUUUGGAUGGUAUGCCUUACAUUUUGUUAUACAAAGUGGAAUUUCCUACUAUAUCAUGAUCGUAAUAGGAGUGGAAAAUAUGCACAAGUAUUGCUUUGUUUUUGCUUUGGGAUACCUCACUGUGUGCCAAAUUACUAGAGUCUAUAUCUUUGACUAUGGACAGUAUUCUGCGGAUUUUUCUGGUCCAAUGAUGAUAAUUACACAGAAGAUCACUAGUUUGGCAUUUGAGAUUCAUGACGGAAUGUUUCGGAAAAAUGAAGACUUGACUCCAUCACAGAGGUGUUUGGCUGUAAGACGCAUGCCAAGUCUACUGGAGUAUUUAAGUUACAACUGUAAUUUCAUGGGUAUCCUGGCAGGCCCGUUAUGCUCUUACAAAGACUAUAUUACUUUCAUUGAAGGCAGAUCAUACCAACUGCAACAGUCUGAAGCAAAUGGGAAGGAAGAUACAAAAUAUGAACAAACGGAUCCUUCCCCAAAUCUAUCAGUUGUUGGUGCUCAAAGUGGUGUCAACUCUCAGAAAUUAAUAUCUGUCUUUAUAGCUGUGGCACAGAAACUCUUGAUCUGUGGACUGUCCCUAUUCUUCCACAUGACUAUUACAAAAACUUUGCCGGUGGAAUACAACAUUGAUGAUAACUUCAGAGCUACAGCAUCAUGGCCUGUAAGGUUUUUCUACCUAUAUGUGUCUCUUAUGGCUGCCAGACCCAAGUAUUAUUUUGCAUGGACUUUAGCAGAUGCAAUUAAUAAUGCAGCAGGGUUUGGUUUUAGAGGCUAUGAUAAAAAUGGAGUUACACGUUGGGAUCUAAUAUCAAAUCUGAGAAUCCAGCAAAUAGAGUUUUCCACAAGUUUCAAGAUGUUUCUUGAUAACUGGAAUAUCCAAACAGCUCUUUGGCUCAAAAGAGUGUGCUAUGAGCGAGCCACCUUCAGCCCAACGAUCCAAACCUUCAUCCUUUCUGCCAUCUGGCACGGGGUUUACCCAGGAUAUUAUUUAACGUUUUUAACAGGAGUACUAAUGACACUAGCAGCACGAGCUAUAAGAAACAAUAUCAGACACUAUUUUGUUGAAUCUCCUGCUGUUAAAGUGUGUUAUGAUAUUAUAACAUGGAUGGCAACUCAAAUAGCAAUAAGUUACACAGUCGUGCCAUUUGUACUGCUCUCUGUAAAACCCUCUUUCACCUUUUACAGCUCCUGCUAUUUCUGUCUUCAUAUUGCCAGCAUUCUGGUGUUGUUGGUAUUUCCGUUGAAAAGAACUCAAAAAGGAAGUAAAAAGCAUGAAACCAUCCAGCCUGUGUGGUCCAAAACACUAGAAGAAGAAAAUCUUUUGCAAAAGAACAGUUACUCCACAACAAAUAAUAGUUUCAGUCAGAAACAAGAAAUAACCUGCAGAUAUCAAACAUUAAAACAGUGAUUAAGGAAAUACUA